Molecule: messenger RNA, 615 nt
Organism: Seminavis robusta
Lineage: Eukaryota; Bacillariophyta; Bacillariophyceae; Naviculales; Naviculaceae
Source: the annotation of a GenBank genome assembly
AUGAAAUUGAAUCGAACCUUCGAAGCCUUGGGCUGCGUCUUGAUACUGACGCUGCUGUUCCCUUCCAUUACCUCGGCAGAUGAUGCUAGCAUCUCAGCAUGCCAGAGUUGCAAAGACAAGAUUCCUGCCUCCCGGGCAUGUGUGGAAACAUGUGACAACAGCUGCCUGGUUGCUUUUGAAGAGCCAGAACAAGUCAUCCUUUGCUACCAGUUCAAUGCCACUUGUAUUGCGAUAGUCGAAGAUGCCGCUGACUGCUUUGAUGACUGUCUGGAUGAUUGUGUCUCAGAGUCUGCUGCUGAUUAUGGCGUCUGCCUUACCCUUAACAAUGGCAUCGGUGGUUGUGAUGCUGCUGCGUGUGAGGAGGCCAAGGCCAACCAGCAAGCCAUUGACAGUGGCAAUGUGCAAGGUGAACUGGACAACCUAGAGAACCAAAUUGACCAAACUGAAUCAGAUAUUCAUAAUCUAGAGUCGGAGAUCGAAGACACCGAGGAAGCAAUUGAGGAUAACGAGGAUGAGGUUGAUCAACUUGAGGAGGAGGCGGAGGACCUGGUGCAGGACCAACUCGAGGAUUUAGGGGGAUGGGGCGUAACACCGAUUGACCGAUUGACCGAUUGA